Debaryomyces fabryi is the source of this 1614-nucleotide messenger RNA. RefSeq lists its product as uncharacterized. The transcript has a single exon. Lineage: Eukaryota; Fungi; Ascomycota; Pichiomycetes; Serinales; Debaryomycetaceae. Bases 1 to 1614 code for a protein of 537 amino acids. The record is from RefSeq and is a predicted model, not a curated record.
AUGACCAACCUAACAGCUCUCGAUCCCUUAUUUGAUAAUAGUAAUAACUUGGUGAUUUCACUGGCAUUACGCAUGUCAUUUCCAUUUCCAUCUUCGUCGUCGCCGACAUCGUCGAUUAAUGUGACUCCCUCAGCGAAGAAGAAGAGAGGAAGACCACCGAAAGCAGAUUCAUUAAGUAACAAGAUUACAACAACCCUCAAUAUCAAUGUGAACACUUCUCCAAUGUGCAACAGUCCUACGGCAGAGAACAACUCGAAUAUGAUUGUCAAAAGAGGUGCGCCAGACGUGUUCACCCCUUUGAUGAGGGUUUCUCCUAAUUCAAAGAGAAAGAGAAGCAAGAGCUCUAUGAGUGUGGAAUCGUCUGCAGGACAGAAGAAACUAAAGCAUGAAUUGAUGGUAACUCCUUUAUCAGGAGCUAUCGAUGGGUCGACGUUUACGCCGUACCAUCUGAUUAAUUCUCAAACCUUGGAUAACAUUUCGAUGAUUACUCAAUCUAAUUCUCGUGAUAAUGUUCAAUCGAAUGGUUAUGGCUCUCCACCACUUAAAUCUCUGAAUAUUCUGUAUCGUCAGCCAGAUAUGUUGUCCACUCCUAGUAUUCACAACCCAAAAAAUGUUUUUCCCACUCCGACUAGUAGCAGUGCUAAAUCGAUAGUCAACUCAUCAUAUAUGUUUUUUGGAAACGAAAAUUACGUGCCAGAGACAACUGAAAAAACAAAUAAUGAAACUAAGAACUUGUUACCUCCUGUUGCUAUUACGAAAGAAAUCGUGCCCGUAAGCAAGCCGUUAGAAAAUAAUAAUGACUUUCAACUCAAGCUUACUAUUGACGAUCUGGGUAAGGCAGUGUUAUCAAAUGAUUUCUUUCAGUCAAAUGAUGUAAAGAAGAACGAGAAAAAGCAACCUAAGGUAUCAAAUGUAGAGUUAUUCGAACAGAAAUUUUCUGAAAGCCCUAUUAAAGAAAUGGAUUUGGCAAGAAUAGACUCAACCAUUGGUCUUGAAACUAACCAGGUUUCUCAAAACUACAAGAGAUUCGCCAUUAGUGCCAAGAACGAAGAUGGUGACAAGUCGGUGUCACAUCCAGGGAUUUUGAGAAGACACCAUUCUGACAUUACCGGGGUUUCUUCCAACGCAUUAAGCUCUGCAUCUAAUUUGACAUCUAUUAAUGAGUAUACAAAUGACUCCUUACCAGAAAAAACGCAUUCACAAUUACCGCAAACUCCUAAGCAGAAGGACAACUAUUUCCUCUCAACGGGAUUGACUCCUUCCAAUCUAAAUUUUAAUUUGACUCCAAAUUUCAAUUCAAUGAUGUAUUCUAUUAUGAGCAUCAAUUCCCCACAGCAAAAGAAGAACAUCAACAAUUCGCAGUUCUUAUCAAACCAAGAGUUCUUUAUGAGCGGCGUUUCCGGAGGUCAUCAAGUGCAAUCUCCCCAACAGCCCCCGAUUCAAAACACGGUGUGUAUGACUAGUCUCAUGACCAACGGUUCCAAGCCAAAGAGGUCUCUUGACGGUGCAUUACCUCCAUCAUCGCUGACUCCAUCGACUGCCUCGUCUGCGUCUGACGAUUCUGGCGAUGCCAGAUUAGCGUUGAAGAAAAUCAUUCAAGUCAAGAAAAAAUGA